AUGGCACCGAACCUCAAGAUGAUGGGCUUGACGCUGUCUUUGGCAAUCAUCACACGCUCUGUGCUGGACCCUGAAGACUUUGUCCAAACGAGCCUCGUACGGGGCAUUUACGGCCUCUCGCAGCUCUUUUGCUACGGCGUGCUCCUGUAUCUUUACAUUAAGGCGAAAAACAACACGGAGCCUGGUGUAGUGACAGUGAAGGAAGUAUUGGGCUUUGGACAGACAGGAGGCCGUGAUGAGAAGAUCACAGUGGCUGAGCACGACCAACGUAUGGUCGUGAAGGACAUCCAACGUUACGCUUUAGGUACCGCAAUGACUGUGUUGGUGCACUGGAAGUGGGGCUUCUUCCCACCACUUGUGAUUCAGGCUAUCACGCAGCCUUUCAACCUAUUCCAGUCACCGGUUGUCAAGGUGACGCUGCUUAAAGAAAAAGCUUGGGGUGAUCUACGUCGCCCGUGGACGGAUCGCAAUGAUAUGAGCAAGUCCAUUAGCUCGUGGAACAACACUAUCAUGUCAGCGCUCGGCGAAGCACCCGUUAAGGUCAACAAGAAGGUCAGUAAGAAGGCUGUCAAGCGCAAAAGUAAGUAG
Messenger RNA from Peronospora farinosa, 588 nucleotides. The record is from the annotation of a GenBank genome assembly. NCBI's taxonomy places the organism in Eukaryota, Oomycota, Peronosporomycetes, Peronosporales, Peronosporaceae.